AUGACGCCGACGCCGACGCCGACUCGAAAACGGAAAGCACCGCCCGGUCCACUCUACGUGGUGCGCUCACACGAGCACAGCGUCACGCAGGUAUCGCUCGCGCCCACAGCGCACCACCUCGUCAGCGGGGAUGACGGGGGAGGUGUGUGCAUCACGUCUCUGCGCACCAUGCGCUGCGUGCGGCAAUGGGCGGCUCACAGCGACAGUGUCCUCACUUUGCAGUGGCUAGAUAACUACACGCUUCUCUCACACGGCCGAGAUAAUCUGGUUAAGGUUUGGAGCGUGUCUGGGGCGUGCGGUGACAGCGACGACAACAACGACAACAACGACAGCGACGACACAUACACUCCACCUCCCCUAACGCACGAGUUUCACGUCAAUGCACUCAAUUUUUGUAAUGUCAGUGCGUGCACGGUGCAGACACAGACACAUGCACAGACACAGGCACAAACGCUCUGGGUAGCAGCUCCACAUCUGGCAGAUUCAGCGAGGAUUGAUGUCUGGGAGUUACCAUCGACGAAACGCGUACACCGCUCCAUUGGUGUGGGUGAAAUUAGCCACUUUCACUAUCCAGACGGUCGCGGCGAAGCUAAGACAGGUCUCUGCAUGGCGCUGGAGAUGUAUGAAUAUAGUCAGUGUCGGCAGCACGAGCAAGAGCAGGAGCACACACCCUCUCUCAGACUGCUGGCGGCUUACGAAGACGGCAGCUUGGUGCUUUUUGAACUGGGUCACUCUCGCUGGAUCCAGCUCUGGCGCGUGCGUUUGCACAACGAGGCUAUCAUGGACUUGUGCGUCACAAGCGAUAAGCGUUACGCGUAUACUGUCAGUGUCGAUAGGUGUGUUGCCAAGUAUGAUUUGAGGGAUGGGCGAGAUGUGCAAGACGUGCAAAGGGUGCCAAAGGUGCAGCAUAAACAAAGCACUUCAGAGAUACCCCUCGCAACCCCUCUCACACACUCCUACACCACCAAAUCGAAUGGCCAUUCGAGCAUUAGCGUGCGCAUGGAUGGGAGGGUGCUCGCUGUUGGCUGCUGGAACGGUAGUGUCGAGCUGUAUUCAACCAAAAGCAUGAAACUCGUUGGUGUACUGGAUAUGCAUCGCCAGUCUGUGUCAGCGUUGACCUUUUCGACUGUCAACUCACGUGAUAUACUUGAUGACGGCAUUAUUGAGGCUCCUCUAAACGCACUUCUAGUCACUGGUGGUCGUGAUGAGCGGGUAGCUAUCUACGAGAUUGACUUGUGA
This is a messenger RNA of Wallemia ichthyophaga EXF-994, 1239 nucleotides long. RefSeq names its product ASTRA-associated protein 1. Gene Ontology annotation, molecular function: protein binding. The record is from RefSeq and is a predicted model, not a curated record. NCBI's taxonomy places the organism in Eukaryota, Fungi, Basidiomycota, Wallemiomycetes, Wallemiales, Wallemiaceae. Bases 1 to 1239 code for a protein of 412 amino acids. The transcript is spliced from 4 exons.